UUGCGCCUGUGCGUUGAUGGCGAGCGUUGAUGCCUGGCAGUUGGAUCGGGAGUGAGCAGUCUGAAUUGGUGAGUAAAUUGUUGACUCCUGAACCUGAUGAAGUUUAGACCAGCAACAGAGUCGACUGUACCUCUUCCUAGAGAUGCUGCCUGGCCUGCUGCAUUCACCAGCAACUUUGAUGUGUGUUGCUUGAAUUUCCAGCAUCUGCAGAAUUCCUCGUGUUGAAGUUUAGACCAGUGUUUGACUGCGUAUUGAAGAUGGAUGACAACAUUAAGGUUAUCCUCAACACUGAAGUAAAGCAGAAAGACCCAAUCAAAGCCGUAACAAUUGCCAUCUCAGCUCGAGCUCUUUUUGAUAUGGAAGAAGAGCAUGAAUUAUUCUUGACAGAAGGCCCAGAAGAAUACAUUAAUCACCAGAUCAGUAAUGAAGACAUACCUCUAAAGGAAGGUAUUGUUUUGCCAUUCAUCAGGGCUGUUAACAAGGUAAAUAAAAAGUUGCUGGAGUUGAAUCCUGAGGAAAAGCAACUGUUUGAAAUUCUCCUCCUGUCAACUCACAGUGCUGAAGGUGGGGUACGGAUCAUUAACAGUGUAAACUAUUAUGAUUUAGACAUCAGCAAGUUUUGCUUCUUGAAUGGAAAAGAUCCUUCAAAAUACCUGAGGUCUCAGAAUGUAAUGCUGUUCCUUUCAGCGUGUGAAACCUCUGUUUGCAAUGCAUUGAAAAGAGACAUUCCUGCAGCACUAAUGAUACACCAAGAAUAUGCUGCACCAAAAGAGCAACUGAGGGUUGCAUUUGAUGGGGACUCAGUAUUAUUCUCAGAUGAGACUGAUGCUGUCUAUAGAGAGAAGGGCCUGGAGGAAGUCGUCAAAUAUGAGAAGAACCUGGAGCAUGUUCCUAUGGGAGAGGGCCCACUAAAGAAGUUUGCCAUGAUUCUUGGAGAGAUGAAAAAGAAGUUUCAUCCAGAGGAUGACUCAAUCUGGACAUACUUGGUGACAGCAAGAAGUGGCAAUGACAUGGGCAUACGAGUCAUAAAAACUCUGCGUGAAUGGGGACUCAAGAUAGAUGAAGCUUUCUUCAUGGCAGGAGCACCAAAAGGCCCAAUUUUAUCUCAGAUCCAACCUCACAUUUUCUUUGAUGAUAAUAGGGAUAACAUUAAAGGAGCACGUGAGUUUGGUGUUCCAGCUGGCCACGUGCUGGCUGGACGCAACUAGCCUGAGUGGUGACUCCCCCAUGUGGUGGCAUUGGCAGGUUUGGGGUCUGGCAUUUUCUGAUUGACCUCUUUUGAGGUCAGUGCCUCACUAAUUGGGAUACAUAUAGCGGAUGGUCAGACUGUGAUUUUUCACCUGUUAGAACCGUAGCUGCUUAUGCACAAGUUGCCCUCAUGUACAUAUUGAAAAGGGGUGUAUGGUCGGAGAUUUUUCCCUUGUUUAUUUGUAACCCUCCCUCUCAAGAUUCACUUAAUCAAUCCAUUCAUAUUUCCUGCGAAAGAACACAGGUUUAAAAGUUUUACUUUUUUUGCACUAUUUGUGCUUUUGCAAGAACACCCUGUGAUCAUAAAAUUCAGAGGAAAAAAAAGCAAUUGGAUCAGAGAGGUAGUGCAAGCUUAUAACAUGGCAGCCAUAAUAGAAUUAAAUGCCGAGGUUAAAUAGCUGAUUGUCAACAGAACCCAUUGUCUCAGCUUGCUCCUGCCCCACCAAACUUAUUUCUGCAUACCUCAACACUGUUUUAUCACCCCUUGCUCAAUCCCUUCCCAAGUAUGCUCGUGACACUUCUCACGCUCUGAAUUUUUUCGAUGAUUUGAAGUUCCCUGGCCCCUACCGCCUUAUUUUCACCGUGGAUGUCCAGUCUUUAUGUACCUCCAUCCCCCACCAGGAAGGUCUCAAAGCUCUCUGCUUCUGUUUGGAUUCCAGACCUAACCUGUUCCCCUCUACCACCACUCUCCUCCGUCUAGCGGAAUUAGUCCUUACUCUUAAUAAUUUCUCCUUUGGCUCCUCCCACUUCCUCCAAACUAAAGGUGUAGCCAUGGGCACCUGUAUGGGUCCCAGCUAUGCCUGCCUUUUCGUUGGCUUUGUGGAACAGUCCAUGUUCCAAGCCUAUACUGGUAUCCGUCCCCCACUUUUCCUUCGCUACUUCGAUGACUUCAUUGGCGCUGCUUCCUGCACACAUGCUGAGCUCGUUGACUUCAUUAACUUCACCUCCAACUUUCGCCCUGCUCUCAAAUUUACCUGGUCCAUUUCUGACACCUCCCUCCCCUUUCUUGAUCUUUCUGUCACUAUCUCUGGAGACAGCUUAUCUACUGAUGUCUACUAUGAGCCUAUGGACUCUCACAGCUACCUGGACUAUUCCUCUUCUCACCAAGUCUCUUGCAAAAACGCCAUCCCCUUCUUACAAUUCCUCCAUCUCCGCCGCAUCUGCUCUCAGGAUGAGGCUUUUCAUUCCAGGACAAAGGAGAUAUCUUCCUUUUUUAAAGAAAGGGGCUUCCCUUCCUCCACUAUCAACUCUGCCCUCAAAUGCAUCUCUCGCAUUUCACGCACUUCUGCUCUCACCCCAUCCUUCUGCCACCCCACUGGGGAUACCCUUGUCCUCACCUACCACCCCACCAGCCUUCGGGUCCAACAUAUAAUUCUCCAUUACUUCCGGCACCUCCAACAGGAUCCCACCACCAAGCACAUCUUUCCCUCCCCCACCCCCGCUUUCCCCAGGGAUCGCUCCCUACGCGACUCCUUUGUCCAUUCGUCUCCCCCAUCCCUCCCCACUGAUCUCCCUCCCGGCACUUAUCCUUGUAAGUGGAACAAGUGCUACACAUGCCCUUACACUUCCUCCCUCACCACCAUCCAGAGCCCCAGACAGUCCUUCCAGGUAAGGCGACACUUCACCUGUGAGUUUGCUGGUGUGAUAUAGUGAGUCUGGUGCUCCCGGUGUGGCCUUCUAUAUAUUAGUGAGACCCGACGCAGACUGGGAGACCAUUUUGCCGAAGACCUACGCUCUGUCUGCCAGAGAAAGCAGGAUCUCCCAGUGGCCACACAUUUUAAUUCCUCAUCCCAUUCCCAUUCUGACAUGUCUAUCCGUGGUCUCCUCUACUGUCAAGAUGAAGCCAUACUCAGGUUGGAGGAACAACACCUUAUAUUCCUUCUGGGUCGCCUCCAACCUGAUGGCAUGAACAUUGAUUUCUCUAACUUCCAUUAAUGCCCCUCCUCCCCUUCUUACCCCAUCCUUUAUUUAUUAUUCCCCCCCUUUUUUCUUUUUUUUUUGUCUUUUCUCUCUCUGCCCCUCUCACAAUCACUCCUUGCCUGCUCUCCAUUUUCCUCUGGGCUCCCUUCCCCCCUUCUUUGUCCCUAGGCCUCCUAUCCCAUGAUCCUCCCCCUUCUCCAACUCUGUAUCCCUUUUGCCGAUCAACUUUCCAGCUCUUAGCUUCAUCCAUCCCCCUCCUGUCUUCUCCUAUCAGUCCAAGUCUCCCCCUCCCCCUCCCACUUUCAAAUCUCUUACUAACUCUUCUUUCAGUUAGUCCUGACGAAGGGUCUCGGCCCAAAAUGUCGACUGUACUUCUUCCUAUAGAUGCUGCCUGGCCUGCUGCGUUCCACCAGCAUUUUGUGUAUGUUGCUUGAAUUUCCAGCAUCUGCAGAUUUUCUCGUGUUGAUGUUUUGUAAGUUUGAAUUUCUGUCUUGACAUUACUGCAGGCAUUUCUCACUGGCUUUUGUUCAUACUUUGCAGUUAUUCCAUUAAUUUGCCAAGUUCUCUUGGUUUUAUACUACGGUUACAAACUAUGCCAACGUGAAAGGGAAGGAGGUGUCAUCACACUAAACAGAAUUUUGUACUAUGUUUUUGACUGCCUGGCUAAAGCUACUUCAAUAUGCUAAUAACUGCUUCCAGGAUUUGGGAUAGGUCCAUGGAGAGAGGGAAAACAUGGAGGGUGUUUUGCCACAUUUCUGUGCUAGCAAUCGACUGCCAGAAUUUUUACUCUUCUGCAUUUUUAACUAUAGAACUAUAGCACACCUUGUAUGCACACAAUCCAUAUUUUUGUCAUAAAAAGAGGUUUUAAACAUCAUUUCUUUUUUCAGUAUCCUACUGGGGUUUUAUCGCUUUAAAUUAUUCGCGCAAAAUGCUGGAGGAACUCAGCAGGUCAGGUAUCAUCUACGAAAAUAGAUAAGUGGUUGAGGUUUCAAGCCAAGUAGUUGAGGUUUCAGGACUGGAAAGGAAGGGGGAAGAUGUCAGAACAAAAAGGUGGGAGGAGAGGAGGGAGGACAAGCAAAAAAUUGAUGGAUGAAGCCAGGUGGUGGAAAAGUUAAAGGGCGGGAGAAGGAGGAAUCUGAUAGAAAAGGAGAGUGGACCAUGGGACAAUGGUGCGAAGGAGGGGCACCAGGGGAGGUGACAAGCAGGUUAGGAGAAGAGGUAAGAGACCAGAGUGGGGAAUAGAAGAAGGGGGAGAGGAAAGAGACAACAAAAACAUGGAAGAAGAAAUUGAUGUUCAUGCCAUCAGGUUAGAGGCUUUCCAGACCCUGACAGUGGCCUCAAUGUGGCAGAAUGGGAUAGGAAUGAAAAUGAUAGGCCUCUGGGAAUUUCCACUUUUGGUAGAUGGUGCUUGGCAAUGCAGUUCCCCAUUUCACUUUGGGUCUCAGUAAUGUUGAGAAGAGGCCACAUGAGGAACACUGGAUACAAUCAAUGGCCCCAACAGAUUCGUAGGUGAAGUGUUGUCUUAACAGGACUAUUUGGAGGUGAGGGAGUAUGUGAAUAGGCAGGUAUAGCAUUUCUGUCGCUUACAGGAAUUUGUGCCAGGAAGGAGAUUAGUGGGGAGGGUUGAAUGGACAAGGCAGUCAUGGAGGAAGUGAUCCCAGUGGAAAGCAGAGAGUGGGGUGGGCAGGGGGGAAAGAUGUGUUUUUUGGUGGGAUGCUGUUGAAGCUGGCAGAUUCCUUCUUCUCCAGCACUUUACCUUUCCCACCCAGCUGAGUUCACUUUAUCACCUUCCACCUUGUCCUCCUUGCCCUCCCCUCCCAUCUUUUCAUUCUGAUAUCUUCCCUCUUCCUUUCCAGUCCCGAUGAAGGGCCUCAGACCGAACAUCGACUGUUUAUCCAUUUUCAUGGAUGCUGCCUGACCUGCUCAGUACCUCCAGUUGCUCUGGAUUUCCAGCAUCUGCAGAGUCUCUUGACUUUACGUAACUGCCUUUCAUAUUUUCCUAGACAAAUUCACUGGGAAUUAAGUGUCAAUUCUUACAAAUAAAGAUGUUGGUUAUCACAAUGCUAUAGUUUAAGAUGGAGACUUCUCAAUAAUUUUCUUUUGUGCAUAAUUUUAUUUGAGAAUUAAAUCAAUCAAAUUGUACAAUGCCAUUUUGAACUAAUAAAUUGAACUAUUUUGAACUAUUAAAUACAUUUACGUAUUUAAAAAUGGAUUACAUGUAAUUUUAUCCAAAGAUCAUAGGUAAGGAAAGAUCAACUGGUUUUAAAUUGCUUCUUUUACAUUUUUGAACAAUUAAUUUAUUUUUCUGUUGAUAACAAUUUGCUGUUAGUAAUAUUAUACAUGUUAAGAACUAAGGGGUUACUAUUUAUUCUGUAUCAUACAAAGACCAAAUUGUUAUGUGCUCUGAGUCUUAAAAAUAACUCAGCAAUUUGUACAUGAUUCAAAUCAGUACUUUUUCAAACUCUAAUUAUCUUUAUGUCGUAUUGGGCUGGAGUAUACACAGCAUAAAUAUAGAGGCUUUGAAUAUUUAAGCUUGAAAGUUUUAAUUUGUAGGUGGUUAAUACCAACUCUGAAGAAAACAGUCAAAUUGAGUUACCUACACUCUGUCCGCCAGAGAAAGCAGUAUCUCCCUGUGGCCACACAUUUUAAUUCCACAUCCCAUUCCCAUUCUGACAUGUCUAUCCACAGCCUCCUCUACUGUAAAGAUGAAGCUACACUCAGGUUGGAGGAACAACACCUUAUAUUCUGUCUGGCUAGCCUCCAACCUGAUAGCAUGAACAUUGACUUCUCUAACUUACGCUAAUGCCCCACCUCCCCCUCGUACCCCAUCCGUUAUUUGUUUUUACACACACAUUCUUUCUUUCACUCUCCUUUUUCUCCCUCUGUCCCUCUGACUAUACGCCUUGCCCAUCCUCUGGGUCCCCCUCCCUUUCCUUCUCCCUGGGCCUCCUGUCCCAUGAUCCUCUCGUUUCCCCUUUGCCAAUCACCUGUCCAGCUCUUGGCUCCAUCCCUCCCCCUCCUGUCUUCUCCUAUCAUUUUGGAUCUCCCCCUCCCCCUCCCACGUUCAUAUCUCUUACUAACUCUUCCUUCAGUUAGUCCUGACGAAGGGUUUCGGCCUGAAACAUCGACUGUACCUCUUCCUAGAGAUGCUGCCUGGCCUGCUGCGUUCACCAGCAACUUUGAUGUGUGUUGCCUGAAUUUCCAGCAUCUGCAGAAUUCCUGUUGUUUGAGUCAAAUUGAGUUGCUUGUUCUUGCUAAGCUGUCAACCCAAUUUUCUCUCCAUUCCGUUACUUUUGUAACAGCAUCUGUCUGCAACCAUCUGUUAAAUCUCUUAUCCAUACUUUUGUCAUCUUCAGAAGCUCUUGUGGCUCUCUUCUUAUAUUCAAUUACUAUAAAUCUGGGCUGCCUGCAUCAUAUGCUUCAAGUAUUGUACAUGCAUCACCUCUGUGUUCGUUGAUUCAUGUAGGUUCCAUUCUUUAUAUUUAAAAUAGUAAUCCUUGUUAAGUUACUCUAUGACUAUUCCCUCUACCCCUGUAAUCUCCUGCAGAUCCACAACAUCUCACACUGCAUUUCCCUUUCCACUUAUUCAAGGCUCUUGUGUAUCCCCCUAUGUUUGAUAUUAGCACAUAAGCUCUCAAGUUCUGCCUUUUGAAGCUCAAAGGAUUAAAUUAUUCAGCAAUGAACAUGAACAGAAAACCUAUUCUUGUUCCAAAUGCUCUCUGCAGGUAAUAAGGAAGCAGAGGGUACAAGUAUGGCAGCAUCAUUUUCAAAGCAUUUGGUGGUAUCUGUCCUCUAUAACAUCUCAGUUUACAGGGAAGGUACCACAGUGCAUUCCAUUAACAAGUUCAUUGAUUAUGGACUGAACUAAUUAUGUAAUGGUUUUAUUCCAGCACUGAAUAAGGAAGAAUGUUUACUAAUAUUAGGAGAAAGAUAAAGUUAAUUGUACCCUCUGUACAUAAAAAAAACGAAAUUGACAAAGUUCUGUCAGAAAAGGUUUUACAUAAUAUAUAUAACAAAAUGAAGCAUAUAAUCUUGAAAUGUGGAAAGCAAAAGCAAUUUUCUGUUAUUAAAAGCUUGCUUGAACAGAACAAUUAAAGGCAUUUCGUUAUAAAAGACUUAGCAUUAUACUAGUCAAGAAGUCAUUUCCA
Messenger RNA from Mobula hypostoma (lesser devil ray), 7316 nucleotides. Its product is annotated as cytosolic 5'-nucleotidase 1A-like. The transcript is spliced from 8 exons. The record is from RefSeq and is a predicted model, not a curated record. Lineage: Eukaryota; Metazoa; Chordata; Chondrichthyes; Myliobatiformes; Myliobatidae. Gene Ontology annotation, molecular function: magnesium ion binding; 5'-nucleotidase activity; nucleotide binding. Bases 258 to 1208 code for a protein of 316 amino acids. Gene Ontology annotation, biological process: nucleotide metabolic process; adenosine metabolic process. Gene Ontology annotation, cellular component: cytoplasm; cytosol.